Messenger RNA from Ceratosolen solmsi marchali, 923 nucleotides. It is a transcript of the gene Cypl, whose product is annotated as peptidyl-prolyl cis-trans isomerase-like 1 Cypl. The record is from RefSeq and is a predicted model, not a curated record. Bases 165 to 698 code for a protein of 177 amino acids. Gene Ontology annotation, biological process: protein peptidyl-prolyl isomerization; protein folding. Gene Ontology annotation, cellular component: catalytic step 2 spliceosome. Gene Ontology annotation, molecular function: peptidyl-prolyl cis-trans isomerase activity. The transcript has 5 exons. Lineage: Eukaryota; Metazoa; Arthropoda; Insecta; Hymenoptera; Agaonidae.
UUUUACCAAUUUAUCGAUCAACUGACCCGGCCCAUUAUGAGCUUCCACCUAACGGUGCAAAAGCCGUCGGAUUUAUUUUAUGAAAAUUAUUGAAAAUUAGGGAUGAAGGAGCACACUGCCGAGUAUGCUUUCUUUUUUAAAACUAUAUAUCAAAAUUUACAAACAUGGCAUUGACAACAUCAAGUUCAUCAGGAAUUCCUGAUAAGCACUGGCAACCUCCAUUUGUAUCUCUUGAAACAACAAUGGGUGAAAUAGUUAUUGAAUUGUACUGGAAACAUGCGCCAAUAACAUGCAGAAAUUUUGCUGAGCUAGCGAGGAGAGGUUAUUAUAACGGAACAAAAUUUCAUCGUAUAAUUAGAGAUUUCAUGAUCCAAGGUGGAGAUCCUACAGGAACUGGAAAAGGGGGCACAUCUAUAUAUGGAGAAUGUUUUGACGACGAGAUACACGAUGAUUUAAAACAUACCGGCGCUGGAAUUUUAUCAAUGGCUAAUUCAGGCCCAGACACAAACGGAUCACAAUUUUUUAUUACUCUGGCUCCAACGCAAUGGUUGGAUGGAAAACAUGCAAUUUUUGGAAGAGUUCAUACAGGCAUGGCAAUAGUUAAACGAAUAGGACUUGUAGAGACAGAUAAAAAUGAUAGACCAAUUGAUGAUGUAAAAAUUGUAAAAGGAUGUGUUAAAAAUAUAUACGCAGCGUAAAUUUUCGUCUCUAUAAUAGUAAACUAAUAACGUUUAAAAGUCUAUUAAUUAUUAAAGAGGUAUAGAAGUUUAAUAAGUUUGUAAAAUAAAAUGUAACAAAUGGAUUCAAUUAGUGACACGUACUUUUUGAAGCUUCAAUACUGUAAAUAAUAUUGUAUCUUAUUUUGAAAUUUUUCAAAAUAUUUACUACCAUUAUAUUCAAUGACAAUGGUAAAUAUGCUCGAU